UGGAUUGGAAAAUUUCAGUUCUUCAGUUUCCAGCCAGAAAAAAAAAAUUGUCCCGUUUUUCUCAAAAAAUCCUUCUACCACACUCAAAAUGGUGUUUUAUUUCACAAGUAACGUUGUCCUUCCAUCUCAUCUUAUCUACAUGGGAUUGGAUAAACAUGAAAAUGAGGAACUCAUAAAAUGGGGCUGGCCAGAAGAUGUUUGGUUCCAUGUUGAUAAACUAUCAUCUGCUCAUGUUUAUCUCAGGUUGAAUAAAGGAGAGACAAUUGACUCAUUGCCAGAAGCUGUAUUGGUUGACUGCGCCCAACUUGUAAAAGGAAACAGUAUACAAGGUUGUAAAUCGAAUAACAUAGAUGUAGUGUACACACCAUGGGAGAACCUCAAGAAGACAGCUGGCAUGGAUGUCGGACAAGUUGGAUUCUUCAAAGCUAAGGAGGUAAAAACGAUACACGUCGAAAAAAAAAUGAAUGAAAUAUUGAAUAGACUGAAUAAAACCAAAGAAGAAAAGCUAAAUGAAGACUUUCGUGGCUUGAGAGAAAAACGAGACGUAGAGGAACGAACGAGUUUAAAAGCUGUCCAACGAGACCUUAGAGAGAAAGAGAAAGCUGAAAAGAAGCGGAAACAGGAAGAAGCAGAAUUAAGAAGUUACUCAAGUUUACAUAAAGAAGAAAAUAUGACGUCUAAUCAAGAUGAUGGAAAUGAUUCUGACGACUUUAUCUAAAGUGCACCAUGUUAAAAGACACUGACACAAGGGAACGUCUGGUUUUUUGCCCGGGUGUUAUAGACUUGAGUCCAGAAUGAUGGGUUUUGUUCCAGGUGAUCUUAGCGGGCUGUGUCGGUACAAAAUGAAAUAUGAUAAUCAGCCAAAUCUUAAGCUAAAGCAAGCGAUCUUCUUUUUAUCAGAUUGAUAGUAAAUGUAAAUCUGCAUAUCUGCUUGUCAAUAAAUUUAUUUUAU
Lineus longissimus is the source of this 952-nucleotide messenger RNA. Its product is annotated as coiled-coil domain-containing protein 25-like. The record is from RefSeq and is a predicted model, not a curated record. The transcript has 8 exons. NCBI's taxonomy places the organism in Eukaryota, Metazoa, Nemertea, Pilidiophora, Heteronemertea, Lineidae. The coding region runs from base 89 to 718 and encodes 209 amino acids.